Molecule: messenger RNA, 5434 nt
Organism: Solea solea (common sole)
Lineage: Eukaryota; Metazoa; Chordata; Actinopteri; Pleuronectiformes; Soleidae
Product: myosin light chain kinase, smooth muscle-like
Exons: 19
Coding region: 291-3032 (913 amino acids)
Biological process (GO): protein phosphorylation
Molecular function (GO): ATP binding; protein kinase activity; protein binding
Source: RefSeq, a predicted model, not a curated record
GCGUGGAGCAGAGUGGCAGCAGCAGAGUUGGUGUCAGUCAGCAGUGGCAGGAGGCCAACCAGGAGCAGAAGGAGAAGCAGCCACUCCUGCACCUGCAGCAGGAGGAGAAGAAGGAGGACCAUCAGCCCUGUCCUAGCACCUCCACCACUGCUCCCUGAGACCUCCUCACACACCGUGAAGACACCAGGGAGCCCGAGGAAGAGGAGCUGCGACAGAGGGAGGUGCAGCCGCCAGGACGUCGAUCUCAUCACGACCAGGGAGACGAGCCAGAGGAGGACACACACACACACAUGGAUUUUAAGUCCAACCUCAAGGGGGUCAAACCCAAGACGCAGGAGGAGCGCAAGGUGAACUCCUCACAGCAGGUGGACUUCCGCUCUGUGCUGGGGAAGAAGAGCGCCACCAACAGCAACAGCAGCAAACUAUCCGACAUGCCCGAGAAAAGAUCUGUGCUCGCCAAUAAGAGGACGACCGGAGACGAGGACAAACUCAACAACUGUGUGGACGGACACAUUCAUGACAGGAGUAACGGAGGAGCAGCAGGAGCAGCAGGAGCAGCAGCAGCAGCAGGAGAAGGAGCAGCAGCAGCAGCAGCAGGAGGAGGAACAGCAGCAGCAGCAGCGGCAGGAGCAGGAGGUGGAGGAGUGAAGGUGCUGGAGUUUGUGGAGGAGCUCAGUGAUGUGACGGUGGUGGACGGACAGCGUCUCCUGCUCCAGUGUCUCCUCAGCACAGAACCCUGUGACCUCGCUGUGACCUGGACUCUGGACGGAAAGACCAUCAAAGCGUCCAAGUUCAUCAUCCUCUCCAACAGAGGCGGCCUGUGCUCUCUGACCAUAGACAAAGCUCUUCCAGAGGACGAGGGUCAGUACAGGUGUUUGGCUGAAAGUGCGUCAGGACGAGCUGAGAGUUGCUGCACGGUUCUCGUCGACGACCCGGCUGAAAACUCUCCCUCAGUAAAGAAGUCGACUGCGACCUUAGAGAGUGAAGCAAGGAUCAAGAAACCAACAACCAAGACUCCUCCAAAACAAGCUCUUCCUCCUCAGAUCCUUCAGUUUCCUGAGGACAUGAAGAUUUUGGCCGGAGAGAAAGUCGAGAUUAUCUGCAGGUUUACUGGAGCUCCGCCCAUUAACUGCACCUGGCUCAAGUUCAGGAAACCAAUCCAGGAGGGUGUGGCCGACAUGUCCAUCAUCAGUGAUGACAUCACCAGCAGACUGACCAUCAGCAGUGGUCAGCAGGAACACUGCGGCUGUUACACCAUCGAGCUCAGGAACAGUUACGGCGUUCGACAGGCGGCGCUGAACCUCACCAUCGUUGAUAAACCCGACCCUCCGGCUAAAGUCCCGGCCGCCUCAGACGUCCGUGGCUCCGGUUUGACGCUGUCAUGGUAUGGACCGACGUACGACGGCGGCAGCGCCGUGCAGUCGUACCUGCUGGAGGCGUGGGACUCUGUGGAGCAGCAGUGGCGCCACCUGGUGUCCUGUAACAGCACGUCCUACAACGUCCAGAACCUUCUCCCCGAGCGUCAGUACAAGUUCCGCGUCCGAGCGCAGAACGUUUACGGCGUGGGAGAACCGAGCGCCGAGUCCGAGCCGGUGACCGUGGGACUGGUGGACGAUGACGAAAACCACGAGGAAGAAGUCGAGGACGACGACGAAGAUAAAGAGCCUGAAUACAGAGACGUGACGAUUCGCACCGAGGUGAAGGUGAAGGAGCUGUAUGACGUGGAGGAGCGGCUGGGAACGGGAAAGUUUGGACAAGUUUUCAAACUGGUGGAAAAAGCCACGAGAAAAGUUUGGGCGGGAAAAUUCAUCAAAGCUUUUUCAGCCAAAGACAAACAAAAUGUCCGACAGGAAGUGGACAUCAUGAACCGUCUCCACCACCCCAAACUGGUCCAGUGUGUGGACGCCUUUGAGGGGAAGUCUGACAUGGUCAUGGUCCUGGAGAUGAUCUCUGGCGGUGAGUUGUUUGAGCGGAUCAUCGAUGAGGACUUUGAGUUGACCGAGCGUGAGGUCAUCAAGUACAUGCUUCAGAUCAUCGACGGCGUCAGUUUCAUCCACAGAGUGGGCGUCGUCCACCUGGACCUGAAACCCGAGAACAUCAUGUGUGUCAACAAGACGGGGUCAAAGAUCAAACUCAUCGACUUUGGACUCGCACGACGACUCGAAAACGCAGGAACACUGAAGGUUUUGUUCGGGACUCCAGAGUUCGUCGCUCCUGAAGUUAUAAACUACGAAGCCAUCAGUUACCCGACCGACAUGUGGAGCAUCGGAGUUAUCUGCUACAUCCUACUCAGCGGUUUAUCUCCGUUCAUGGGUGACAACGAUAACGAGACUCUGUCCAACGUGACGUCGGCGUCGUGGGAUUUUGAGGAUGACGCAUUUGACGAAAUCUCUGAAAACGGAAAAGAUUUCAUCACCAAACUCCUGAAGAAAGACAUGAAGGGCCGUCUGUCAUGUGCUCAGUGUCUCGAGCACCCGUGGUUAAAACAGGACACGAACACCAUGAAGACAAAGAAGCUCUCUAAAGAGAGGAUGAAGAAGUACAUCCUGAGGAGGAAGUGGCAGAAAACGGGUCACGCUGUGCUCGCUAUUGGGCGACUGUCGUCGAUGGCGAUGAUGGCCGGCGUCAGCGCUAAGAAGGGCUCGCCCACUGAAGAGGACAACCAGUUCCUGGAGUGUCUGGAGUACGAGCAGAAGGCGGAGUCAAAGCCGUCGUUCACCGCGGUCAUCAAAGACGUGGAGGUGGUGGAAGGAAGCGCCGCCCGCUUCGACUGCAAGAUCGAAGGUUUCCCUGACCCCGAGGUCGUUUGGUACAAAGAUGAACAGCCGAUCAAAGAAACGCGACAUUUUCAGAUCGACUACGAUGAAGAAGGAAACUGCAGUCUCAUCAUUUCAGAGGUGUCAGGUGACGAUGACGCCAAAUACACGGUGAAGGCGGUGAACAGUCUGGGGGCGGCGACCUGCACCGCUGAGCUGCUGGUGGAGGUGAUGGGUGGGGCAGAGGAGGAGGAGGAGGAGGAGGAGGAGGAGUAAAGCAGUGACUGUCUGGGCUCCCACAGGAAUAGGAGGUGGACUCUUUGACCCUCCUCUCCCUGUUAGACUUGAGCAGAAAAAACACCCACAAAUAUCAGGUUAUGAUUGGAGGAGGAGCAGGGGGUGGGGUUUCAAUACACUCAUGUUCUCUUUAAAUUCUUUGCAGCUUCUACCACCAGAGGUCACUUGACCUGCUAAACUCCACCCACCUGUAACCCCGCCCCCUCACACCAUGUGCUCUUACUGUGUUUGAUGUUUAUGACACAAGUCUUAUUUAUGUAAACACUUUGUAACAUUUGUAAAAGUUGAAACACAAACACGCUUCACUUUGUUCCACCGGUCGACACCAGAGGGCGGUCACGACAAAAACAACACAAACAAACAAACAUUUAAAUUCAUAAAUCAAAGUAAAGAAAAGAAAGAACGUAAGAAUUUUUGUUUUUGAACACGUGAAAAAAAUAUUCAGCUGCAGCUGCAGGGGGCACUCUUUGACUUCCAGUUGAAGAAGAAGUUAGUUCGUUAGUUAGCAACAGAACUAGUGAAAACAUUACAGAGUAAAAUUCUGGAUCAUUUGUGUUCAAUCCUCUGCUGAGGCUAAUGCUAAGCUAACUAUGUUUAUAGUGAGGUACACACACAUAUGGAGCUUUUCCACGACACAGUCCCAGCUCAACUCGGUUUAGUUUGUUUUCCGUGACUUCAUAGCUCCUUCUCUAUGUGGGCGGAGUCAUCAUCUCACUGUGGUGACACAAACGCAUGACUUGUGAAGCAGUCGUUUUGGGGGGAAAUGAAUCAUUAGAAUCAUUAGUUCAGAUGAGUCUUUGGUCAGAUGAGUGACAACACUCUCCGACCAAUCAGAGGUGGGCAGUCUGAUGACGUCACAGUUUAGUGUCAGCUGACCCUCGUCAGGUUCACUGAUGGAGAAAAAAGCUCCGGUUCUUUCAGAAGUUUCCAGAUUAUCCAACUUUGUGUCAGAUUAAAAAAACUAUCUGGGUUGUUAGGAGCUGACGUUAGCUUCCAUGCUAACAAAGCAACAGUCUGACUUUCAGCUGUAAUUGAGCUUGUUUAGCUUGUUGCCUAACAAACAUUAGUUCAUUAGUGAAGAUUAUUUGACUCAGAUUAAAAAAUUGUAAUCCAACGCUAACAUGGAUGAUGUCACUCACUGUGACUAGUGUUAGCUUUUAUGUUAGUGACAAUUAGCUUACACUUGUUGAUGUCAGGGAGAUAAGCUAACGUGUGUAGUCAAUUUAGCACAGUUAGCUCACUUUGUCGGGAUGAAGCUCAGAGACGAUGAAACUGUCAGACAGCUAGCUGCUAACUGCUAACACCUGUGCCUUCUGGCUUUAGCCUUUGAGCAACACGACGACACUUUACUGUCACAUGGUGGGACAUUCAUCUUUAAAGGGAGAGUGGACAGUGACAGUGAGCGCCCCCUGCUGCUGAAUCUAAUGGGCAGACUGCGGAUGACAACAAAGUGAAUCAGGGAACUUCGGUGGCCUUUACAGACCAGAAAAUAUGUUUUUUGUGGGCGGAGCCAACCUUUGUUUGUAAACGUCCACCUUUAAAAUAACAUGAAAAAGUCUUAUUGUUACGCCAUAACAACAGCAUUUAUAUUUAAAACAUGUUUAUAUUAAAGUUGAGUAAACAACAGGGGGCGCUCACAGCAAAGUGUCUCUAUUCAAAAAGAUUCACAUUCCAACGUAUUUGUUUGUUUGGGUUUGUUUUAGUUUGUUUGUUUGUUGUGUUUGUUUUUAUUUGUGUUUGUUUUAGUUUGUGUUUGAUUUGUUUGUUUGUUUGCUUGUGUUUGUUUGUGUUUGUUUGUGUUUGAUUUGUUUGUGUUUGUUUGUUUUAAUGUGUUUGUGUUUGUUUGUUUGUGUUUGUGUUUGUGUUUGUGUUUGUGUUUGUGUUUGUGUUUGUGUUUGUUUUUGAUUUGUUUGUUUGUGUUUGUUUGCUUGUGUUUGUUUGCGUUUGUUUGCUUGUGUUUGUUUGUUUGUUUGUGUUUGUUUGCUUGUGUUUGUUUGCGUUUCAUUUGUGUUUGUUUGCUUGUGUUUGUUUGUGUGUUUGUUUGUGUUUGUUUUCAUCCACAAACUAAAGCAGUGUCACAGUGUGUGUGUGUGAUCAUCUACAUUAUACUUUGUUGUUGUUUUUUUUUAAACUUAUUUAAUGCACAGAUUUAUAGAUUAUUUAGAUUAUCUAGAUGAUAUGGAUUAUUUAGAUUAUUUGGAUUAUUCGUCCUCUUCUCGUCAGCACUUCAUGUUCGUGUAUGAAACAGUGAAUUCACUCGUAGACUGAUUUGUAUAAUCUGUAUGUAGAUUAUAAUCCUGUCAUUCUUAAAUGUGAGUUUGAUGAGAACACAACUGUCAUUCCUCACGGACACUAAAUCAAUAAAUCACCAAAUAAACACA